AUGAUCCGCUCGGAUCUUCUUGUCGGUGAGGAGUCGGUGACCGCUGGCGAACCUCUCCGUAUCACCCCUGUGCACGAGAGGAAGACGAGUGCCUACUUGACCAAGUAUGAGAUGGCGCGGGUGAUUGGGGAGAGAGCCCGCCAGAUUGUGAAUGGGACUUCUGUACUUUUGAGUGGCCGAAGCUGUGUUCAUGAACGGAGUGCACUGGAAUUGGCAGAGCGGUGCUCCGAUCCCUACUCCUUGUCAGUGGACCCUGUUUUUAUCGCAAAGAUGGACUUAUUGCAGGGGAGGAUACCAAUGAUAGUUCGACGGGCUUGGCCGUGUGGAGCAAUAGAAAACAUUCCUGUAUCUGAACUACUGAUUGAUAAGGUUAUGCUUAAUAUGCAAAACUAA
Molecule: messenger RNA, 393 nt
Organism: Trypanosoma rangeli
Lineage: Eukaryota; Euglenozoa; Kinetoplastea; Trypanosomatida; Trypanosomatidae
Product: putative DNA-directed RNA polymerase subunit
Exons: 1
Coding region: 1-393 (130 amino acids)
Biological process (GO): DNA-templated transcription
Cellular component (GO): RNA polymerase III complex; RNA polymerase II, core complex; RNA polymerase I complex
Molecular function (GO): DNA binding; DNA-directed RNA polymerase activity
Source: RefSeq, a predicted model, not a curated record